UCUCCCGCUGCCUUUCCCCGAGGUUGCGCUCCUGCUCUGUCUCCAGUGUCCCUGCGGCACGGCAGGACGCGCGUCCCCGCUGACACCGGACUCCCCCGCUCCCUUUGACGCACGGACCCCGGUUAAAGCCCGCGGCGGCAUGCGGUGCGCUCUGCGUAAAGGUUAGAAGAGAGGGAGGCGGAUCGCUGUCCGGACACCUCUGCCGCGCUGCACCCCGGGGUCGCGCUUUGUCUGCAACUGAGGACCCCCGCUUUUUCUCUUUCUUCCCUCCUGGAGAAUGGAAGAAAACGGAAAGGACUGCGAGGAGGACGCCCAGUGCGCCGAGGAGGAGGAGGAAGAAGAAGUGGAUCCAAGGAUCCAGGGAGAGCUGGAGAAGCUGAACCAGUCCACAGACGACAUUAACCGCUGGGAAAGUGAGCUGGAGGACUGCCGCCAGAGGUUUCGCGCCGUGCUGGUCGAAGCCACAGUGAAGCUGGACGAGCAGGUGAAGAAGAUUGGACGAGCUGUGGAUGACUCCAAACCUUACUGGGAAGCCCGCAAAGUGGCGAGACAGGCCCAGAUCGAGGCCCAGAAAGCCACUCAGGAGUUCCAGCGGGCAGUGGAGAUCCUCCGAGCCGCCAAAGAGACCAUCGCCCUGGCCGAGGAGAGGCUGCUGGAGGAGGAUAGCCGGCAGUUCGACUCCGCCUGGCAGGAAAUGCUCAACCACGCCACGCAACGGGUGAUGGAGGCAGAGCAGGCGAGGACGCGCAGCGAAGCCGAGCACAGGAAGACUGCGGCCAACUACAACUCCUCCAUCAGCCACAUGAGGCAGCUGGAGAAGAAACUGAAGCGCUCCAUCAACAAAUCCAGACCGUAUUUUGAACUGAAAGCAAAGUAUUAUCUGCAGCUUGAGCAACUGAAGCGUCACGUGGACGAGCGUCAGGCCAAGCUCGUCGUCGCCAAAGCCGAGUACCGCGCGGCGUUACGCAACCUGGAGAGCAUCUCCGAGGAGAUCCACGCCCAGCGGCGCUCGCUCGCCAUGGGGGCCAGAGAGCAAGGCGUCGGCGCCGAGGGGGACGGAGGCAACGAGGACAUCGCCAACUUCAAGAUGGAGUCGGACGGUCUGUCGAUGGUGUCGGUGUCCAUAGACGAAGAGGGCAGUCACAGCAGCGGCUCGGAGGAGGAGCACGACUCCCACUCCACCUCCUCCCCCCAGGCGAUGCCCUCCUCGCCCUCCUCCUUCUGCUCCCACCCCUCCACAUCCGCCCCCUCCACCCCGCUCGACAUGCCCUGCUCCUCCCUGUCCUCCUCGUCCUCCUCCUCCUCCAUCGUCUCCUCCUCCUCCGGUCUGGGCCCUGCAGACCUAGCCGGCCCCUGUGGCCCUCACUGCCCGGACUCAGCGUGCGGCUCUGGGCACGCCUCGCCUCUCCUGGGCCCUCGCAGCCAGUGCAGCGGGGCCUCCUCUCCGGACUGCGACCAGGAGAGAGGUGACAGAGCGGAGGGAGCCGAGGCGACUUUAGAGGCCGGCCUGAAGAAGCUCGCCGUGACCGUAGCUCAACAAGAAGAAGGGGACUCUGCAGACGAGCGGGAUCCACACUACACCGACCCCGAAAUCUCAUCUCCUGGCUCUGCAGCGGCCGUCUUACUCCUCAACAGCGUCUAACUAACAUCCGUCCGACCUUAUGACCCCUCAAAGUGGACUGUCGGGGGCCGAGGAGGUGCGGCACAGCUGAGCUGACAUCAGUAUUGUGUUAAAAUGCAAAAGCACUUGAAAAAGGUGCUUACAUUGAGUGUUUUAAAUCAGUAUAUCAUUGUUGUUUAAAAUGUGAAAACACUUUGGAUUACUGGCUUUUUGAAGGUAAAACUGUCCCCGUUAUUCUGCUGCAGAGACUCAUAAGCCACUUUAAUUUUCUUGCCAAAAGGAGACAAUGUCUUCUUCAUUCGUGCCAUAAAACCUGUGUGUGUUACGUACUAGAGGCUUCCAGUUCCUUCAGUGACAGUGCAACGUGUGUGUGUGUAGCCAUGCAGUGUCCCGGUUAAUAUGCUAAACUUUAAUUGGUGUUAACUUAACACGCUGCAGCUGGAACCACUCUUAGACUUUUUGUGUCAAUGUGAACGGCGAGCCUGUUUUCUGGCUCCACAUUAGCAUCCGAAACACGCCGUCUGAUGUACAUCUAGGUCUGCAUUCAGUCAUUUGUGGGGUUUGAUUCAGUAGAAAUAAUGGUCCGGGAGAAACUGGAGUGCAAACAGCACUCAAGAGCACUAAACUAAAGAGACUUAAAA
Molecule: messenger RNA, 2262 nt
Organism: Salarias fasciatus (jewelled blenny)
Lineage: Eukaryota; Metazoa; Chordata; Actinopteri; Blenniiformes; Blenniidae
Product: SH3 domain-binding protein 5-like
Exons: 9
Coding region: 278-1642 (454 amino acids)
Biological process (GO): intracellular signal transduction
Cellular component (GO): cytoplasm
Molecular function (GO): protein kinase inhibitor activity
Source: RefSeq, a predicted model, not a curated record